Messenger RNA from Funneliformis caledonium, 2652 nucleotides. NCBI's taxonomy places the organism in Eukaryota, Fungi, Glomeromycota, Glomeromycetes, Glomerales, Glomeraceae. The record is from the annotation of a GenBank genome assembly.
AUGUACGAUGCUUUCAAUGUUUCAUUAGCGUUAGAUAAAGUACCAUAUAAAAUAGAAUCGAUUUUCGCUCAUGGAACUUCCACGGGUGCCUUGUACGUUUACGAAGUAAAAGAACCUUUUGGGGAUGAGGGUUUGAAAGUAGACUUAAAGGAAACCUUUAAGAAUUUUUCCAAAAAACCCAUCGAACAGUUGGAUAUCAUUAAGGAGCUUGACAUAUUAAUAUCACUUUCUGAUGGAUAUAUAAAUAUCUAUGAUUUAAACACCUUUGAAUUAAAAAGGCAAUUAUCCAAUAUAAGAGGCGCAAAUAUAUUUGCUAUUUCCCAUGUUGAAACUAGCGAGGAUGAAAGUAGCAAUGGGAUUCCAAUAACACGUCUAGCAGUCGGUGUAAAAAAAAAGUUAUUUGUCUUUACCUGGCGGGAUACAGAAUUCACUGAUACAAAGGAACAUUCAAUUCAUGAUAGGAUUAAAACAAUGGUUUGGGUUAGUGACGAUAAAGUUUGUCUUGGGUUGACGAACGAAUAUAAUUUGAUAAAUGUCGAUUCUGGUGAGAAAACCGAAAUAAUGACCUCGAGUAGUGCACCAGGAGCCACCUCAUUUAGUUAUAUGGGAAUGUCAAUUGGUUCUAAGGUCAACAAACCGUUAUUGACGAGGUUACCUAAUAAUGAAAUUCUGUUGGUUAAAGAUAAUGAGAGUAUUAUUGUUGGGCUUGAUGGAAAACCUACUCGAAAGGCAGAAAUUGACUGGUCAGGAACGCCAGAAGAAAUAGGAUAUUCUCAUCCGUAUCUUAUUGCGAUAUUACCGAAGAACGUGGAAGUCAGGAAUAUUGUAACUCAGACUUUGGUCCAAACUGACGAACUCCCUCAAGCACGACUCAUUAACCAAGGCAAAUAUUUAUAUGUUGCCAGUCAUGGUAAUGCUUGGAGAUUCAUUCCGUUAAGCUUCGAAAGACAGAUUGAUCAAUUGGUUGAACAAAAUGAAUUCGAGGAAGCUUUAAGUUUAACUAGACAAACUUUGAUUGAUGACAAGGAUGCAAAACUUCGAGAAAUACUUGGACUUCGCGCGCAUUAUCUUUUCCGUCAGAAUGAAUUUGAUAGAGCAAUUACAAUUUUUCAAGAUUUAAAUGCAGAUCCCGCAGAGGUCGUUGCAUUAUAUCCCCCAUCAAUAUCAGGAGCUCUUCAUAAGCCUAUACAGCGUCCAAAAAUUAUAAAAUCUUCAGAUGAAAUAAAACUUAACGAUAGUGAGCAAGGUCCUUUCGUUGAAAAUAACGACGAUCAAGAAAAAGAGGUUCUAGAAAAUGAAAUAGAAGCUGAAAAUUCGGAAGUUCUUGAGGGAAAACUUUUGGAAGAAGCGGUUCAAACAUUAAUAAAAUAUUUGACAGAUCGUCGUCAAAAAUUAUUUAAAGUUCUUAAUUAUAACCAAGGCUCCCAAUCAUUUCAAACUAAUUUAGUAAAUGGUGAUUUGGAUCACUUUUUGAAACUGGCAGAAUUGGUAGACACAACUCUUUUAAAAUCUUAUAUGGUCAUCAAUGAUGCGUUGGUUGGUCCACUUCUUCGUGUAAAUAAUUAUUGUAAUGUCGAGGAAGUAGAAGGUCUGUUAUUAGAACGUAAGAAAUUCAGAGAAUUAAAAGACUUGUAUCAUGGAAAGGGCUUACAUCGAAAAUCACUGGAACUUUUAAAGAACCUUGGACAAUCUUCAGAAGGUCCUAUGACUGGCACCUUUCAUACUAUAUACUACCUUCAACGACUUGGAUCAGAAAAUUUCGAUUUAUUGAUAGAAUUCGCGACAUGGGUAUUACAAACCAAUCCUGAUGAAGGGAUGGAUAUUUUUAUUGAUGAUCAUCCGGAGGUCGAGAAUCUUCCAAGAGAUAAAGUAUUGAAUUAUCUCGAAGAUAUUUCGUAUGAUUUGUGUAUAAAAUAUUUGGAACAUAUCAUAUAUGAACUUAAAGAUCGAACUCCAGAUUAUCAUAAUAAAUUGGUUUUCAUUUAUCUGGCCAAGAUUCAAAAUUUAGAAUCGCAAAAGCAAAAAUCGAAUUCAGAAGAGAUCAUAGGUUCUUUAGUGAAGGAGAUUGAAGAUACGAAUAAUAGUUUGUUAAAAUUUUUGGAUGAUUCAAAUUUUUAUAAAGCAGAAAAGAUACUAGGACGAUUACCUUUAGAUGAUUUUUAUGAAGCCCGCGCAAUCCUUCUGAGUCGUAUUGGCCAACAUGAUCAAGCUUUAAACAUUUAUGUACACAAGUUAAAGAGUGAGAAAUUGGCAGAGAAAUAUUGUAUCAAGAAUUACAUUGAAACUGACGAUCCUACAAAAAAUGUAUUCAUAUCAUUAUUGAAAAUAUAUCUACGACCAAGUAAUGGUGAAAAAAUAAUGCUAGACCCAGCUAUACGGUUAUUAUCGCGGCACGGUUCAUAUGUUAAUGCUUCCGAUGCUUUGAACAUGCUUCCGCACACAACAAAAAAUUUAUUGUUGGCUGAUAAGCGUCAGGUUGAAGAACAAUUGAUGUUUUAUCGAUCUCGGAGGGUUAAAAUUGAUGAGGAUAAGAUGUGUCCACAAUGUACACGUCGUAUUGGACACAGUGUUUUUGCUGUUUUUCCCAACGGUGUUGUUGUACAUUAUCAUUGUAAAGAGAAGUAUUCACAAUCACAUGAUACGACAAUAUGA